AUGUUGCAAGCCAAAGAGGGAAAAAGCAAUUUGAUUGACAAAAACGACCCAAUACAAUACCACGAAAAUCAAGAAAAAAUGAAUACUAAAUUAAUCCCAAAAAUCGUACCUUUAUAUGAUGGACAAGAAUUAAAUAUUAAUCAACAGCUAAUAUCGAAUGGACUCUCCACUAUUUCAAUACGAAAUAUAAAAACGAAUGAAUCUGCGAUCAAAAAAAGAAAUUCAUUUUUCAACCUCCAUCGUCCAGAAUUAAAAGGUUUGCAUAUUGUAUCCACUAUGAACAAUCAAGAAAGAAUAUUACAGCAACACAUUUUAAAAGAAGUAGAAACUAUCCACAAAAUACGAUCAAUGAAAUCAUUCUCAACAAUUAAUAAAUGUCAAGAAAAAAAUCAAGCUAUGUUGGAAAAUAACAAUAUUGAUACCGCAAAAUUACAAUUAGAAACAGAUCAAUUGUGUGUGCUUGAUGAGGAGAUAAAAUCAACAGUUAUCAAUUGA
Molecule: messenger RNA, 495 nt
Organism: Sipha flava (yellow sugarcane aphid)
Lineage: Eukaryota; Metazoa; Arthropoda; Insecta; Hemiptera; Aphididae
Exons: 5
Coding region: 1-495 (164 amino acids)
Source: RefSeq, a predicted model, not a curated record